Molecule: messenger RNA, 2627 nt
Organism: Hemibagrus wyckioides
Lineage: Eukaryota; Metazoa; Chordata; Actinopteri; Siluriformes; Bagridae
Gene: rbm45
Product: RNA binding motif protein 45
Exons: 9
Coding region: 224-1624 (466 amino acids)
Molecular function (GO): RNA binding
Source: RefSeq, a predicted model, not a curated record
UUGACGACAUAACCAGCGUUAGGACUGUGAAGGGAGUACGCUAGGCUUUCUCUUGGUUUGCAGUUAUUAAGUGAAUCAGAAGUCGAAUACUUGGGUGAAACUGUUUGUUUUUUUUUGCUUUGCGUUUUUAUGUAUUUUAUUUAUAUUUUUUGCUUAGUUAAAGUAACCUGUCAAGCAUUUUGUAAGCGAGGUUUUAGUUAGCAAGGUUUGCAGUGCAGUGAAAAUGGAGGACUACAACAGGCCGUCGUCUUAUCUGGAUGAUCCCCCAAACAGCAGACUGUUUCUGGUCACCAGCAAAUCCAUCACCGAGGACACUAUCCGGGAGCGUUUUUCCCCUUUCGGUGAAGUCCAAGACAUUUGGGUUGUAAAAGACAAACAGACGAAAGAGUCGAAAGGAGUUUCUUUUGUGAAAUUCGCCAAAUCCUCACAGGCAUGUACCGCCAUGGAGGAAAUGCACGGCAAGUGCCUGGUCGAAGGAACCAAACCCAUUAAGGUGUUUAUCGCCCAGUCCAGAUCUUCUGGGAGUCACAGAGACGUGGAGGAUGAGGAACUGACCCGAAUCUUUGUCAUGAUUCCCAAAACAUUUACUGAAGAAGACCUGAAGGAGACCUUCAAGACCUAUGGAGAUAUAGAGUAUGCCAUUGUCAUAAAAAAUAAAUCUACAGGGGAGAGUAAGGGUUUGGGCUACGUCCGAUUUCACAAACCCUCUCAGGCUGCCAAAGCUAUAGAGAACUGUGACAAAACUUUCAGAGCCAUCCUUGCUGAACCGAGGACGAAAAACUCAUCAGCUGACAACGACUAUUUCAGCAACCAAAGAUCAGAUCAUGCAGGAAAUGAGCCAGGCUUAAGUGCCUAUCCAUUUGGUGCUGAGACUAGUAGUUACACUGCUGGAGAUGGCUGGAACGCUGACUUGAUAACUAGGUGUCUGAUGGUGUCAUCACGUGUGCCCGUCGCACAGGAGCAGAUCUACAGCCUGUUUGAUCUGAUCCCAGGAAUGGAAUACUGUGAGAUGCAGAGAGACCAAUAUGGUUUCAGUAAAGGCCAGGCUAUGAUUCGGUACAGUAAUCUGGGAUCAGCUGUGUAUGCUAAAGAAAAACUAAAUGGCUUUGAGUAUCCACCGGGAAACCGACUUUCUGUGACUUUCAUUGAUGAUGGAGAGGACAGGACCAGCCCGGUAGGGAAGAUGGCUAUGCAGUUGGUUGCAGCUCAGAUGAUGUCUAUGGUGUGGAACGGCCCCUCUGGAGCUCAGCUAAUGAAGACCACUGCAGGUUAUGCAACACAAUCAGUGCCCCAGAAACCUCGUGUACAGACGGAUGUUGUCCUCCCCUCUCAUAAGAAACUGGCUUCUCCUGACAGUGUGGUCAAAGAGAGGCUUUUUGUCAUUUUCAACCCCUCCCCAUUGCCAGUGGACAUACUGGAAGAUGUGUUCUGUCGUUUUGGCUCCUUAGUGGAGGUGUACCUGGUACCAGGCCGGAACGUUGGCUAUAUUAAGUAUGCGGACCGAAAGCAUGCCAAUGACGCCAUGGCAGCACUUCAUGGCAAAGUGGUAAACGGUGUGAAAAUGAAGGUCAUGCUUGCUGAUCCACCUAAAGAGGAAUCUCACAAGAGGCAGAGAACUUACUGAUGCAGCUUCUACAUUGGCUAAGGUAGGUCACAACCCCUGGUAAGGCAUCACCUUUAGACCCAUGUCGUUGUUUGGUUAACAGGAAUCUUAUCAUGCAGGAUUUUAUCAAUAUUAAGUUACACAAAUGAGAGUUACACAUUUCUUAGAUUUUUUUUAAUCAUGGCUUCUAUUAUACUUUUAUGACUCUUAAUUAAAACUUUAACUCUUGUAAAUGUCUUUAAAUUUGUGUCUGCUUGUUAUCAUGUAACAUUCUUUCUCACUGAUGCCUUCACUCUGCUCGAGACCAGGCAUAAAGAAAACCUAUUUAUCUUUUGCAGGUCAGAUAAGCAGUCUGCUUCAGUUUUGUGCUAAUAAUUUUAUCUCCUUACUUAUUACGAGUUAUUAAACGGAAAACGAUAUUAGAGUAAAAAGAACAAUGAUUAUCAUGCGGUUGAUUCAUAAUCACGUUUUUGCUUGAGAAUUUGUGCUUUGUCUUUUUUCUUCAAACUCCAUAGACAGAAUGUAUAAAAACAGGGACUAGUGACAUUCACUAACCUUUGCAAGCCCUUAAGGCACGAUUCUGCUUGAUGGAUAAAGCCUGACGAACACAAGUGCAUGUCUAUAUCCAUUCAUACACACACAGGAAGCAGGUCUCACAGCAGGGUGUUCUUGUAUAACUGGUUUGCUGUCUUUGUUCCUACAGAGUUUAAGUGACAUGACGCAUGACUUCGACAUGACUGGACGGAUUUUUACGAUGACACGACCUCAUAGCUACGGACAGUGACUACUGUACAUAUGUUGUGAUGCCAAUUCUGAUGUUUUGCUAUGAGGAUGAAUGCUACGUCUCCUUUGAUACUGUAUUCUUUUUUUUUCGUAUAUGUAAUUGUGAAAUACACCUAUAAGCGGUGUAAGUCUAAAGACUGUGAAGACAAAGACAGAACACACACAGACACCAGACAUUGCUGUAUAUGGGAUUGUGUUUCAUGUAAAUGGUCUUAUUACUAAUAAAAAAAAUUCUAACUGA